Molecule: messenger RNA, 1080 nt
Organism: Brachypodium distachyon (stiff brome)
Lineage: Eukaryota; Viridiplantae; Streptophyta; Magnoliopsida; Poales; Poaceae
Product: probable ribose-5-phosphate isomerase 3, chloroplastic
Exons: 2
Coding region: 112-951 (279 amino acids)
Biological process (GO): pentose-phosphate shunt, non-oxidative branch
Molecular function (GO): ribose-5-phosphate isomerase activity
Source: RefSeq, a predicted model, not a curated record
CCAACCCUUUGAUCACCAGCAGCACAUCUCCUCCUCCACCAGCUCCCCAUCCCCUCAUCGACCUCCAAUUCCCUCCACGAAUUUCCCACUUCCCGCUACUACCAACCCAGCAUGGCCGCCGCAGCCACCGCCGUGCGCUUCCACCAGGCCGCCGGGCGGCGUGCUGCUGGCGCCGCCGCCCCGCCACGCCGGGCCGCGGCGCGCUUCGCGGUGCGCGCGGACGCCGCGCCGGCGGCGGCGACGGCGCUGACGCAGGACGACCUGAAGCGGCUGGCGGCGGUGCGGGCGGUGGAGCAGGUGCAGAGCGGGAUGGUGCUGGGGCUCGGGACUGGGUCCACGGCCGCCUUCGCCGUCGCCGAGAUCGGCGCGCUCCUCGCUAACGGGAAGCUCUCCGGCAUCGUCGGUGUGCCCACCUCCAAGCGCACCUUCGAGCAGGCCACCUCGCUCGGGAUCCCUCUCUCCACGCUCGACGACCACCCCGUCAUCGACCUCGCCAUUGACGGCGCCGACGAGGUUGAUCCAGAUCUUAACCUUGUGAAAGGGCGGGGUGGAGCCCUUCUCAGGGAGAAGAUGGUCGAGGCUGCAUCAGGCAAGUUCAUUGUCGUUGUUGAUGAGACAAAACUAGUUACUGGCCUAGGAGGGAGUGGUCUAGCCAUGCCAGUUGAAAUUGUGCAGUUCUGCUGGAAGUACAAUCAAGUAAGACUGCAGGAUCUAUUUAACGAAGAAGGAUGUGAAGCAAAGCUGAGAUUGAACGAAGAUGGCAAGCCCUAUGUUACUGACAACUCGAACUACAUAGUAGAUUUAUACUUCAAGACACCAAUCAAGGACGCGUUGGGUGCCGGGAAGGAGAUUGCAGCUCUGGAAGGUGUCGUUGAGCAUGGGUUGUUCUUGAACAUGGCGAGUUCAGUGAUCAUUGCUGGCUCAGACGGUGUCAGUGUCAAAACAAAGUGAGUUUUUUGGGUCAGUUGUUCCUGUGUUGCAUUUAUGGUUUUUUGAUAAAUAAACUAUCGGUGUAAAUGGAGGAAAUAAUAUUCUUCAACUAAUAUAUUACCCAUGUGUUCUGAACUGUUUCUCAUUUUA